Photinus pyralis (common eastern firefly) is the source of this 5304-nucleotide messenger RNA. Its product is annotated as probable cytochrome P450 6a14. Gene Ontology annotation, molecular function: oxidoreductase activity, acting on paired donors, with incorporation or reduction of molecular oxygen; heme binding; monooxygenase activity. Bases 1231 to 2655 code for a protein of 474 amino acids. NCBI's taxonomy places the organism in Eukaryota, Metazoa, Arthropoda, Insecta, Coleoptera, Lampyridae. The transcript is spliced from 3 exons. The record is from RefSeq and is a predicted model, not a curated record.
UCUUACAUAAUUUUCAAAUAAGAAUAUCAUCAACAAAAUAUGUAGCACUUCUAUUUUAAUUUAAAAUUUGGUGCUGAAGUCCGUUGCUCUUAACGCAAAAGCGACACUCGACAUUCUUUUAACAAAGCCUUAUUUUUAAUCUGGUUCAGUUGUUUACAAUUUAAUGAAAAACAAUAUAACGAUUACAUGAGCAAAAGAAAAAAGCCGCAAUUAAAGCACUUUAUUUUUCGCUUUCAAACUAUUUUCAAACGAAAUGAUGUCACAAUAAUUAUACCAAAUGGAAAGUACAUACUAUUUGGAAAACCUAAAUCAUUCCCCGUUCACUAGCCUGAAAGCACACGCUCUUAAAAAUUAAGGCAAAUAAAAACUAUUAUUAUUAAGACUUUGGAAUGGAUUCGAGUGUUUAAUUAAAGUUUCUUCAAAAUUUUGUUUUUAUCUGUUUGCGUUGUGUAAUUUCACGUUGUGUGUUAAUUCGAAGCCUUUAUUAACGGCAAACAGAGAAGCUUCAUGUUUCAAAGUACGAUUAAUAAGUUCUUUCGGAAAUUAAUAAAAAAUGAGUCAAUUUCUUGUGCUUUUUAGUCUGCGGAAGCACAGCCUAUUUUUGUGCGUUUAAUUGACUUUUUUGUGAUAAAUAUUUCCUAGAAAUUUUAGAAAAUAUCUCCCCAUAAAUAUUGGCACUUUCCUUAGUCUCUUACAAGCGUUACGGUUUUGAUAAAGUAGCCUGCAAGAAAUUGAUUUUUUACGAUAAUUUUUUUAGUAGGUAAUAAACGCAGAAGAAUUCCUUCUUUAGUGCAAGCCUCGACAUCACAACGAGCGAAAUAGCGAAAACAGUAGAACAAUUAUAGAUCUUAAGAUAAAGAUCUGGUAGCGAUACAGCCGUAGAGACGAACAGACGGACGGACACCACAUAGCACCUUUUUUUAUUUUUGUGGAAAUGCGCUAAAAAGCGGUGUUGCAUAUAAUUUUAUACAGAAAAGGAUCUUGAGAAAGUAGAAUAAUAGACCCGACUUGAAUUUGACUUCACCCUAAUAAUUGCAAAAUAGAGGAGAUUCUACAAAAGCCAUUGUUAUUGCGAUAUGCAGAUUCACUCCCUUGCAUUAACACAAUACUUUUAAAUUAGACAUCAAAAUUUAUUUCUUUUUACCCUGAGAAAUUUAUUUUAGUAUGCGUAUCACGUAAUGGAACUUUUUUCUCUUUCUAUGUGGUCGAUUAGUGAGGUGUCAAAACAAAAUGCUGAUCUACAUCUGUCUAACGUCCAUCUUUCUCGCCAUUUACUUCUAUGUUAAUUACCAUCGCUUAAAACAUUGGAAAAGAAAAGGGGUUGCGACACUAGAACCACAGUUCUUUUUUGGUAAUGCAAAAUCCGUAAUACUCCAGAGAGAGCACGUUGGUACAGCACUGAAAAAUGUUUACAAGCAUUGUCGACAAAGGCAGCUACCAUUUUUCGGUUACUACAUGUUCACAACCCCUAUUCUCAUUGUGUGUGAUUUGGAUUUGGUACGGAAAAUAAUGGUGACCGACUUCGAUCACUUUAAGGAUCGAAUAUUUUAUCGAAAUGACAAGGAGCCACUGUCGCUGCACUUGGUAUCAAUUGACGGUGCGAGAUGGAAAGAGAACCGUACAAAAUUCGCUCCCCUUUUUGGAUCUCUUAAUGUCAAACUGCUAUACGAUAGGGUGUCGAAAUGCGUGGACAAAUACAUCGCGCAGCUACACGAAGUGGCUCAACCAAUAGAACUAGAAGGAUUCGUUAGUAAAAUAACACUCGAUGUAAUUGCUUGCUGCUUAUUUGAAAAUAGUAGCGAGUUUAUGGAGAAGAAUCGAGAGGAAAUUGUGCAGUACGCUGAAAAAUUUUGGAAGCUUUCUCCUUCAGAGUCAUUUGUGCGACUAAUGGUAAUUGUGUUUCCGGAUGUGAUAUUGGGGACAAAAAUCAAGACAAUGUCUGAUAAAAAGAAGAAUUUGUUUUUAAGUAAAGUUGCUGCAAUUCUGCAAGAGGGGGGCCAUGACGGUUACAAUUUUGUUCGUAUUUUACAAGCGGAAAGUCAUGACUUGCCUCUAGAAAACAUAGCGGCUAAUUGGUGGAUUUUCUUCGUCGUUGGUUACAGAACAGUCUCGUCUCUGAUUUCAUUUUGCCUUUAUGAGUUAGCAAUGAAUCAAAGUUACCAAAUGAGGGUGGUGGAGGAAUGCAAGGAAAUCAAUUCCAAUGCUAUUGGUCAAAUGAGGUUUUUAGAUCAGUGCCUUAAAGAAACAUUGCGGAAAUAUCCAGCUUCCACAAUACUACGAAGAGAAUGUACUAAGGAAUACAGAGUUCCCGGAACAUCGCUAACAAUAAACAAGGGGGAUUACGUGUAUAUUUCAACUUUAGGAAUCCACAACGAUCCGAUUCUAUACCCUGAUCCUGAAAAAUUUCUACCGGAAAGAUUUGCUGAAGGACGCUCACGGCAUCCAUGCGCCUAUAUUCCGUUCGGAGCUGGCCCUCGUUCCUGCCUGGGUCAACGUUUCGCAAUCAUGGAAGCAAAAAUUGUGGUGGCAAAGAUUUUGAAACAUUUUCGCAUAAGUGUGAACGAUCGUACCGAUUCCGAACCCUUGCCGAUGGAUCCCAAAGCGUUCGUGUUGCAAUCUGCAAACGGCAUUUGGAUUAAUUUUCAAAUUAAAUGAAGUAUGAAGUAGGUACUACAAAAACAACAAACAAAACAAAAAAUAACAAUAUGUUCUAAAAAAAAUAAUAAACUAAAACAAGUAAAUAAGAUUAGAUGAAUCACAGAUAGGUACCUCAUUAAACAAUUACUGUUGUGUUGAGGUUACCAUCACUUAAAAAAACCAAGUUAAUAUUAAUUCCAAAUGCACUACAUAAAUUAAACAGAGAAAAAAGAACUUAAAAAUUGCAGUAAUAAUGAUAUCCGUGGCGAGAGAUUUAUAGACUACUGUAACGGUGUAAUGAAAGUUAAACUUUAGAUAAGAAAAUGAUACGCCUAUUAACCUAUCUUCUUGUUAUCACAGUAAAAAUCAAGCAAGAUGGAGACAAAGGCAAAGAGUUAUACCUACAAAGAAUACACUAUUUAAAGAUAACGAAAAAGAAAGAGAAAAAUAAACAAAUAAAUAAAUGGUGUACCUAUUGUAAAAAAAGAAUUUCUACGUCGUAAACUGUUAGCACAGAUAAAAUACCCAUCUGUGCUGUUAGUAACCACGAUUUUAAAUUAUUUGUAAAUUUCGUACAUAUUCUUAUACUAGAUAUAUGUGGCUUGGUAAUUUAUUAAAUAAAUAUGGUGCACAGUAUGUAUAAAAAUGCUUAUAGGCCUCGAUGUUUGGCUUAGGAGUCCACACAAGGUUCUUAGAUUUUAAUCUGUUUGAGUGAACGUUAUAAUCACCCUCUAUGUGACCACUCCUAAGGUAGAACAUUCUUAAAACACGAAACACAUACAUGUAUCUUAAUGGCAGUAUUUUUAAUGAAACAAAUAAGAGAAAUGACGAAUGUAACAUUGACACACCACACCAGAAAUUCGAAUUAUUUUUUUCUGAGCAACAAGAAAUGGUUUUAUGGACGACAAAUAUGUACCGCCCCAUACGCAUAUACCGUACUGCAGCAUGCAGCUUAGAGUUUAUCAGUGAGUAAUAAACGUUCCUCAAGAUAGGUUGCGGACAGAUAAAUUUUAACAAAUAGAAUUUUCUCAUUGCCAUAUACAUAUAACGCUUUAACGCAUUGAUGUGAGGUUUCCAAUUACAACAGUUAUCCAGGGUAAUACCAAGAUAUUUUAUAGUUUCAACUCCUUUCGCAGUAUGGCUGCUCAUGAUAUAAACAAUUCUGACAUUUAAAAUAAAUAUUAAUACUUUUUGAGUGACGUCUUAGAGAAAACUGUAGAAACUUGGUUUUGGUGCUUAAAACCAUUUUGUUGUAAUUGAACCACAACCUUAACUUAUCUAAAUCGGCCUGCAUCGAAUGUUGCAAUUGUUCCGGGGCUUGUGCCGAGUAACACAGAGCAGUAUCAUCUGCAAAGCAAGUUAAACUUCCGCGGAGGUUAGCUGCACACAGGUCAUUGAUGUAAAUAAGGAAUAAAAUUGGACCAAGAACUGAUCCUUGAGGAACACCAGAAACAUUCCGCAAUGAUUUACUUACUGCUCCCCUAUAGCGUACAAAUUGUGUCCGAUUUUGUAGAUACCUACAGUCCAUAAUUUAUGUAACAAAAUAUUUUGAUCCACAGAAUCAAACGCUUUAGAAAUCCCACUAACAUAUUGUCGCUUAUUAAGUCCAUCAAAAAGCAUUGAACAAAAAUUUAAUAACGCAUCUUCAGGUGAUUUUCCCUCUCGAAAACCAUAUUGAUUUCCGACUAGUACCUUAUUAAGUUUUAAAAAGUUUAGCAAACGUUUUUUCAUGAGUUUUUCAAAAAUUUUAGCAAAUACAGAAAGUAAUGAAAUUGGCCUAUAAUUAUUCAUGUUUGUAACAUCGCCCUUUUUGUGCAGUGGGAUCACUAGUGCUUUUUUGAGUGGAUCCGGAAAUUUACAGUUUCUACACUAGAAUUAAAAAAAUCAGAAAUGAUUGGCGAAAUGAUAUCGCUGACAUUUUUCACAGUAUUCACCGAUAUACCAUCAAUUUCCGGACUUUUAUUACAUUUUAGGACUUUUAUGACACUUUCUACCUCCUGUCUACAAGUGGGGCUACAGAAGAAAGAUUUCUCAACCGAUGUAGUUGGAAAUAAAUGGUAGCACUCGGCACUGUUUGUAAAUGACAAGUUGGAGGAUUCGCGGAUUUUUUCAACUACAGAAACAAAAAAACCAUUGAAAGCUUCUGAAGCAUCUUCAGGUUCUGUGACUACAAGGCCAUCAGUAGAUACAAUGUAUUCCGUUUCGCAUUUUACUUUAUUAUCCCCCAAAACAUCGUUUAGAACGACCCACUGCUUCCUUACAUCAUUUUUAUAUUUUUCAAAUCAGUUUAUGUUUAUUGCAAACAAACAUUCCCAACAAAUACGUAUGCAAAGCAAGACCGAUAGCCACAGUUUCUCUGCUGAAUCGAGUAUAUCAUGAAUAAAAUUGUAUGGUCCCUAAAUAAGACAUAUAUUACCCGAAACAGUAGUAAAAAAAUCAAGUUCCAAAGAAGAAGUUGGCCAAUGAAUAAAAAGUAUAGCAGUUUCAACAUUUUUGUUGACUCUGGCAUGAUCCCUCUUUCAAAACCUAUGUGAGAAAAGCUGCGACAUAAAAUCAAUUUGUAAAAUUGUUUAAAAAACCAAUGAUUCAUGUGCAGCUGUGAUUACUUAUAAUGUGUUUAUUUAAAUGCAAAAUUACCAUAUAAUAAUACCUUUAUACACUACAUUG